Messenger RNA from Prorocentrum cordatum, 256 nucleotides. The record is from the annotation of a GenBank genome assembly. Lineage: Eukaryota; Dinophyceae; Prorocentrales; Prorocentraceae.
GGUCGCCAUCCGGCAUGCGCAGGUGCAGGCGAUGGACGUGCGCAACCUGAUGGGGUGUGGCACCCCUCCAGGCCUCGUCGUGUCGCCCGUGGACAUCGUGCUGCCGGAGCUCGUGGCGCGUGUGGAGGCGCCGUCCUGCGCCAGGUCUGGCUGGCGUGGGCGCCGAGACGAUGGCACCAGCUGCGCCGUGGAGGUUGCCGAGGCUGGUUGGCUUGCGCUGGCGAUCCAGUCCCUUGAAUUUUUCUCUGGCGGCGCG